AUGGAAGAGCAGAGAGGUGCAGGCAGGGGGUCUUACAUAUGGGGCAGAAGCGUCCACAACACCCGCAUAGAACGUCUUUGGUAUGACGUUACUCACGGCUUCGGUCAGAAGUGGAAGAACUUCUUCAUCGAUCUGGAGGCAAACCACGGCCUCAACCCUCAGAUACCAGAGCAUAUCUGGCUCCUUCACUAUCUCUUUCUCCCGGCGAUCAACCAAGAUGCUGAUGACUGGGUCGAGUCAUGGAAUUCCCAUGUCCUACAGAUACGCGGAGAGCGUAACCGCAGCCCUCGCGACAUCUUCCUAUUCAGCAUGGUCCAAGAUGGCCCACGAGGCCUCACGCUAGCUCAAGCCCCUACGGACGAGGACAUCGGUGAUCCAGCCACUUACGGCAUUGACUGGACAGUUGCCGACGACCCUGUGCUCAUGCAACAUCUGCUGGAUAACAAUCCUCAAGACUGGGAGGAUGAAAACCCAUUCCGUGUUGGUGGUGGACCCACUCGCCUAUCCGAAGUACUCUGUGUUCCACCAAACUGCCCUCUCAAUGCGGACGAAUUGCAAUCGCUUCAGGAUGCGCUACGGAUGCAAGUGGACCUCACGUUGCGCAGCAUGGACAUUAGGAGAAUAGUUUGGCAGACCGCGUUCCAUCUAUGCGACGAGAUUUUGAGUCAACGUCGAUGA
This is a messenger RNA of Trametes versicolor FP-101664 SS1, 678 nucleotides long. RefSeq lists its product as uncharacterized. The record is from RefSeq and is a predicted model, not a curated record. The transcript has 2 exons. Bases 1 to 678 code for a protein of 225 amino acids. NCBI's taxonomy places the organism in Eukaryota, Fungi, Basidiomycota, Agaricomycetes, Polyporales, Polyporaceae.